Molecule: messenger RNA, 763 nt
Organism: Benincasa hispida (wax gourd)
Lineage: Eukaryota; Viridiplantae; Streptophyta; Magnoliopsida; Cucurbitales; Cucurbitaceae
Product: umecyanin-like
Cellular component (GO): plasma membrane
Molecular function (GO): electron transfer activity
Source: RefSeq, a predicted model, not a curated record
UCCAUUCCUUCUAAUAUAAACUAUAUAACCCUUCCCUCCAUAUUCUUCUUUUAAUUACAAAAACAAAAAUCAUCAAAAAUGGUUUCAACACAAAAAAUGAGUUUCUUUGCUUCUUUCCUCUUCAUUGCGGUUCUCCUCCCGGUUGUUGCUGCCGUCCACCGUGUCGGAGGCGAUUUUGGUUGGAACCUACCACCAACUCCCACCUUCUUCUCCGAAUGGGCUAGUAAUAAGACUUUCUUUGUCGGUGAUUUCCUAGUGUUCAAUUCAAGUGCCAACGAAACUCACAACUAUGCAAUGCCCGAGUCUCAAGCAGAGUUUGAUGGGUGUGUGAAGCCAGGAUUAUUUUUCGAGACUGUCAGUUCUGUGAGCUUUAAUCGCCCUGGACGUAAAUACUUUAUAUGUAAUGUUGGGAAUCACUGCAAUUUGGGCAUGAAAUUUGCUAUUGACAUUUUGCCUAAACCUGGAUCAAUCGCACCCAACGCUGCUCUCAAAAUUGUUGCAUUCCCUACAUUACUACUUCUCUUCAUCACCAUCAUCACCAAUUUCUUCUUCUUCGUUUAAGAUAUAUUUAUACUUUCAAAUUAUCUCCAAAGUAUAUGAUAUUUUUUUAAUUUUAAUAACUCUAUUGUAAUUAACAUGAUUUAUUUAAUAUAUUCAUUCACUUGUCUUUAGCCCCUCAUUGAAAUCCAUUGUUAUGAAUGGAGAAAUUUGAUGUUUGUAUAUUUAAAUAAAAAUGGAGUAAAAUAUCAUUUUGGCCUCUAAA